AUGGCUACUAAAAAUGGCGGUUUUCGAGGAGGUUCCUUAAAGCCGUCUUCUGCUACUAAUCAUAAGUCUUCUUCCUUCAAAUCUAAGCCUCCUGUUCGUCGUACCGCCUCUCUUGGUGGUGCAGCCGCCGUCGCUGCUAGAGAUUUUUCCGACGCUCCAGGCAGAGUACGAGUAGCUGUUAGACUGAGGCCUAAAAAUGCAGAGGAAUCAGUUACAGAUGCAGAUUAUGCUGACUGUGUAGAGUUGCAACCAGAGCUCAAGAGGUUGAAGCUUCGUAAAAACAAUUGGGACUCAGACACUUAUGAAUUUGAUGAAUUGCUCACUGAGUUUUCAUCCCAGAAGCGUGUCUAUGAAGUUGUUGCAAAGCCUGUGGUUGAGAGUGUGCUUGAUGGUUACAAUGGAACCGUGCUGGCUUAUGGCCAAACCGGUACAGGAAAAACUUUUACUCUUGGAGAGUUGGGAGAAGAAGAUGUUUCUGAUCGAGGUAUCAUGGUCCGUUCCAUGGAGGAUAUCCUUGCUGACAUCUGUUUAGAUACUGAUUCAGUCUAUGUAUCAUACAUACAGCUUUAUAUGGAGACUAUUCAAGAUCUUCUUAAUCCUGCAAAUGACAAUAUUCCUAUCACAGAGGAUCCCAGAACAGGAGAGGUUUCUUUGCCUGGUGCAACUGUUGUUGAGAUAAGAGAUCAAAACAGCUUUCUUGAUCUCCUGCGAUUAGGGGAAGCUCAUCGUUUUGCUGCUAAUACAAAGCUGAAUACAGAAUCUUCUAGGAGCCACGCCAUCCUUAUGAUACAAGUUAAGAGGUCCAUUGGAGGAGGAGAGCCUUCUUCUAGUGAGGAUGAGAACCAAUCAGUGAAAAACUGUGAUCCACCAAUACUGCGGAAGGGCAAGUUGGUGGUGGUAGAUCUUGCUGGUUCUGAGCGUGUUCACAAGUCAGGAAGUGAGGGCCAUACCUUGGAGGAAGCAAAGGCUAUCAAUCUCUCUCUUACUGCAUUAGGAAAAUGUAUCAAUGCACUUGCAGAGAAUAGCCCUCAUGUUCCAGUACGUGAUUCCAAACUCACGAGGUUGCUUAGAGAUUCAUUUGGAGGGUCUGCGAGAACAUCCCUGGUUGUAACAAUUGGUCCUUCACCCCGGCAUCGUGGAGAGACUACAAGCACUAUAUUGUUUGGGCAAAGAGCCAUGAAGGUUGAGAACAUGCUGAGAAUAAAGGAAGAAUUUGAUUACAAAAGUUUGUCCAAAAGACUUGAGGUACAACUGGACAAACUUAUUGCUGAGGGAGAAAGGCGGCAGAAAGCAUUUGAUGAUGAAGUCAGAAAAAUAAGUCUAGAAGCUGAGAACCAUGUCUCUGAAGUUGAAAGGAAAUUUUCUAAUGAAUUAGAGAAAGAAAGAACAAAGUGUCAAAUGGAUUAUUUAGAGUCCAUAAAGAAGCUUGAGGAGAAGUGGAUUACGAAUCAGCAAAACCAGCAGAAGAAUGGGUUCAGCAAUGGUCCAUGUGAUAGAGAGGAACAAAAUGUGUCUCUAUCAGAAGAAGUUGCUGAAAUUAAAAAGCUUCUUCAAAAUGAAACUCAAUUACGAAAGGCAGCUGAAGAGGAGGCCAAGAACUUGAAAAAUCAACUAUCUCAGUUGACAUCUUCAGAGGGAGGUGGAACUGCUGAAUUUGUUAGACUUCACCAGAUGCUGGAAGAUGAAGCUUAUGAGAAGAAAAAGCUUCAAGAAGAAAUCACAUCUUUACAAAGCCAGUUGUUGCAGCUUACGUUUGAAGCCGAUCAGAUGCGGAAGUACAUUGAAAGGCUUGAAUCAGGAAAUGGAUCUCGUCCCCAAUCACUCACGUCCCCAAGUAGACAAUCCCAAAACAAAGACAGAGAAAAUGGACCCAAGUCAUCAUUUAAUUCACUCUUUGAACAAGUUGGAUUGCAAAGAAUCUUAUCGAUGCUUGAGUCGGAGGAUGCCAAUACACGUAUUCAUGCAGUGAAAAUUGUGGCUAACCUUGCUGCUGAAGAAACAAACCAAGAGAGGAUUGUGGCUGCUGGUGGGCUCACUUCCUUGUUAAUGCUUCUUAGAAGCUACGAAGAUGAAACUGUUCGCCGUGUAGCAGCUGGAGCAAUUGCCAAUCUUGCAAUGAAUGAAGCCAAUCAAGAACAUAUAGUUGCUGAAGGUGGAAUUAGUCUCUUAUCAAUAACAGCUGAUGAUGCGGAAGAUCCACAGACUCUUCGCAUGGUUGCUGGAGCAAUGGCUAAUCUGUGCGGGAAUGAUAAGCUACAGGUCAAGCUACGAGCUGAGGGUGGUAUCAGGGCAUUGCUUGGGAUGGUAAGAUGUAGACAUCCUGAUGUUCUUUCUCAGAUUGCACGUGGAAUAGCAAACUUUGCUAAAUGUGAAUCUCGGGGUGCAACUCAAGGGUCAAAAACUGGAAAAUCUUUACUGCUCGAGGAUGGUGCACUUCCUUGGAUUGUACAAAAUGCCAAUAAUGAAGCUUCACCGAUCAGGCGGCAUAUUGAGCUUGCAUUGUGCCACUUAGCUCAGCAUGAAGUAAAUGUUAAAGAUAUGAUUGCUGGGGGAGCACUCUGGGAGCUGGUACGCAUAUCCCGGGACUGCUCACGGGAAGACAUUAGGACUCUUGCCCGUCGAACCCUUAUUUCCAGCCCCACUUUCCAAGCAGAGCUGAGUCGGUUACGGGUGGAGAUAUAAUCUUGAUGAUGAUUAUAUAUUCUCACCCAUAAAGUGAAUCCAGAUAGGAUUCUCCGGAUGCAGUGCAGUGCCUCUAGUAUUAUGAAGAGGAAAUAUACAACGCCAAACAAGUCAGUACGGAGUUUUUCGCUAGUCUGACGCAUACACAGUGGUGGUGGUCAGUUUUGUAAUCCUAUAGUUAAUGUAUACCGUUUCGAAGGGGGAGCUCCCCUGCCACCCGCCACACCUGAAAUGAUUCUCACUGGGUUCUUGUGGAGUUGUGGUUACCGCCAUGGGAUUCCCAGAUUACAUCUAUGAAAGUAAAAAAAGUAGUACUAAUAUCAUUAUUGAGGUCUCGCCUAGUGUAUUGUACGGAAUAGCAUUUUAUCUAAUUUUCAUUUCAUAAUUGUGUAAAUUCUAAUGUAAAUUUUUCCAUUUUUUUCCCUAUACAAGUCUAAGGUUGUGUUCUCUUCAACUAAAAUAAGGUCAUCUAAUUCCAUUUCUAAGUUAUAUAGUCUAAUCUUGUCUCUUGAUUUAACGAAACUUUGAUUGUAUUUGUGCUCCAAUAUACAUAUGAAGUGUAAUAUAUCAAGUAGGAUUUUUUUUU
Messenger RNA from Chenopodium quinoa (quinoa), 3268 nucleotides. RefSeq names its product kinesin-like protein KIN-UB. Gene Ontology annotation, biological process: microtubule-based movement. Bases 1 to 2682 code for a protein of 893 amino acids. The transcript is spliced from 19 exons. The record is from RefSeq and is a predicted model, not a curated record. Lineage: Eukaryota; Viridiplantae; Streptophyta; Magnoliopsida; Caryophyllales; Amaranthaceae. Gene Ontology annotation, molecular function: ATP binding; microtubule binding; microtubule motor activity.